GACCCCGCUACUGGCAUUGAGUUUCCGACUACUCUGCGUGUGACUACCAAAGUCAAGACGCCUCUGUUGUCCUUGGUCGGCGUUGGCGUUCGAACGGUGUCUUUCCUGGGUAUAAAAGUAUAUUCUGUAGCUUUCUAUGCAGACCUGAACAACCCAGAACUAAAGAUAACCGAUUCUAUGACUCCGGAUGAGAAGAUAGAUCUCAUCGUUAGAACAUGCGCAUGCGUGAUUCGAAUCGUGCCGACUCGAAACACGUCCUUCACGCACCUCCGGGACGCCUUCGUGAGAGCUACCGGAGAGCGCAUGGUCUUGGGGCGCAAGAAUGGCACGCUUUCUGAAGAGGAAGCAGUCCAAGUGGGGCCGCCUUUGAGAAAACUAAAGUCUCUGUUUCCCAAUUCACCGUUGAAGAAGCAUACACCCCUUGAUAUCUUCCUUGCUGCGCCAGUUCCAGGACGUCAUCGCGCCUUGAUUUUCCGCGAUUUGGGUGGUCUUGAAAGCGAUUGGCUUGCACCAGAAUUCAUCCUGCAUUACUUUGAAAGCAACGGCGUGAGCCCACCGGUAAGCUCAAUUCAUUCAGAGCGAAUCCCUUCAAUUACUUAUGAUAACCAGCUCAAGCAGACUGUUAUUGCGCGCCUUAAGGACUUUGUAAAGUAG
Molecule: messenger RNA, 654 nt
Organism: Guyanagaster necrorhizus
Lineage: Eukaryota; Fungi; Basidiomycota; Agaricomycetes; Agaricales; Physalacriaceae
Exons: 3
Molecular function (GO): intramolecular lyase activity
Source: RefSeq, a predicted model, not a curated record